This is a messenger RNA of Rotaria sordida, 966 nucleotides long. The record is from the annotation of a GenBank genome assembly. Lineage: Eukaryota; Metazoa; Rotifera; Eurotatoria; Philodinida; Philodinidae.
AUGAAAUCAUCAUUAAAUGAUAAAGAUGAAUUCAUAGAAUUAUGUAAAAACGAAUAUCAUGGUAAUUCUCUUCAAUAUAAUAUUCUUCACGAAUUUGAAAAUACUUACUGUUCGGAUAUGGCCAUCUGGUGGUAUACAAGAGAAUCUUUUCUCUAUCGUAUUCUCAACAAAGCUUUUCGUAUUCAAAAUAUUGAUCUUUUGUUUCUUUUACGAUUCUUCAUUCGAGAUAUUCAUCGAGCAUUGACGCAAUUAAAAGAAAACCAAAUCGUAUAUCCGAUUCGAGUUUAUCGUGGUCAACUACUGGCAAAUGAUGAACUUGCUGCUCUUGUCGGUUCUGUUGGUAAAAUAAUCUCAAUAAAUUCGUUCUUUUCAACUAGUCUUAAUCGAGAUUAUGUCGUAUUUAUUUUGGGUGAUGCAGAUCCAAAUGAGAAUAGUUUAAAGCGAGUUCUAUUCGAAAUCGAUGCCGGUUCUGAUAUACAGAAUAGUAAACCAUUCGCUGAAAUUAGCGAGAGAAGUUUUUUCAAUGACGAACAAGAAGUACUUUUCAUGGCUGGAAGUAUUUUUCGUCUUAUUGAAGUUGAAGAAGUAGAUGGACUAUGGAUUAUUCGAUUAGUUCUUUGCAAGGAAGAAGAAAAUGAUCUUAUGAAACUUUAUGACCAUAUGACAAAAAAGAAAGAAUCAACCAUCAAUCUACUUUCAUUAGGUACUGCUCUAUCAAUAUCAGGCAAAUUCGACCAAGCUGAACGUUUUUUUCGAAGAAUGCUUCGAGAAUUAUCUACUGAUGAUUAUUCCAAUUUAGCAGAGAGCUACCAAGGAUUAGCAGUUCUAUCUGCUGAAAAAGGAGAUUAUCAAAUGAGUCUUGGAUGGAACCAAAAAGCACUUGAGCUUUUAGAACAAAAACUUUCUCCUGAUCAUCCAGAUAUCGGUUUUAUUUAUAAUAAUAUCGAUAUACUUUAUGGUCAAUAG